UUAAGACAAGAUGCAACUUAAUCUGCGUGGUCUGCUGCUGCUGCCCCUGCUGCUGCUGGUGCUGGUGCUGAGCCUGAACCUGUCGCUAACCGAGGCGCGACAUCAUGAGGGUCGCAUACCGUUUGACACCCGACCAUCGCCAUUCAAUCCCAAUCAGCCCAGGCCCGGUCCGUACAUAUAGCUCUGACGUGCUGAUGUCGUUAACACAUUAGUUUAAUUUGAUGUCAUUAAAGUCAGCUGAACAUCAAAGGCCUGUGCGUAAUAAAAUUAUUGAUAUU
Molecule: messenger RNA, 278 nt
Organism: Drosophila novamexicana
Lineage: Eukaryota; Metazoa; Arthropoda; Insecta; Diptera; Drosophilidae
Product: metchnikowin
Exons: 1
Coding region: 11-181 (56 amino acids)
Biological process (GO): antibacterial humoral response; antifungal humoral response
Source: RefSeq, a predicted model, not a curated record